CCUUCGUGCGUAGCGACGUCGACAGCGCUGAUUGGUGGAGGUGGAGCGCGGUGGAUUGUGGGAAGAUGGAGGGUAGUGUGGGGAGGUUGGAGGAGGAAGCGCUGAAGAGGAAGGAGAGAUUGUUACAACUGAGGAAGAAAAGGGUCAGAGAAGAUGGCGGAGGAGGGGAGGAUCUCCCAGAGGAGAAGGAGGAGCGACACAGGGAGCUGAAGCUGAGGAACUACACGCCGCAGGAUGAGGCGCUGAAAGAGCGGCAAGUCGCCCCGGCCAAACCCAUCCCAGUGGAGGAAAAAGUGAAAGACCAGCUGGAAGCAGCCAAGCCGGAGCCAAUUAUAGAGGAAGUUGAUCUGACCAAUUUGGCUCCAAGGAAACCGGACUGGGACCUGAAGAGAGACGUCGCUAAGAAGUUGGAGAAACUGGAGAAGAGGACGCAGCGCGCCAUCGCAGAGUUAAUCCGGGAGCGUUUAAAGGGACAGGAGGAGAACCUGGCAACGGCUGUGGAGGCGGCAAAGCAAGAGGAUGAAGAUUCCGACUAGAGAUUUUCUGAUUCCGCCCCCCCUCGGGACCCCGCCCCCCUCGGGACCCCGCCCACUGCGGCGGGAGAGGUCAUGUCUAAGCACAGCUGGCAGUACAAAACGGCCGUCCCACCAAGACAAUGGGGGCGUUCCUCUGUGUGCACAGGGACCUUUCCCGGGAGCAGCGCCAUCUUUAUUCAGGAAUUUCUUCUCUUACUGGCAGAACUUUUGUGACUCGGAAACCUUCAGAUUUGGGACUUGUGUGAGGCGGAGACCCCGGGGGACCCAACGUGAGGCGACAAUGAGUGUGGUCUCCGUGCGAGGAGGAUUGUGUGUUAUGUCUCAUUGACGAGUUUAUUCUACUUUUUAUUUUCAUAUUAUUUUUUAAUAAAUAGAAGAUAAAAUACA
Molecule: messenger RNA, 923 nt
Organism: Rana temporaria (common frog)
Lineage: Eukaryota; Metazoa; Chordata; Amphibia; Anura; Ranidae
Gene: CCDC12
Product: coiled-coil domain containing 12
Exons: 7
Coding region: 66-536 (156 amino acids)
Cellular component (GO): U2-type spliceosomal complex; post-mRNA release spliceosomal complex
Source: RefSeq, a predicted model, not a curated record